Mytilinidion resinicola is the source of this 405-nucleotide messenger RNA. RefSeq lists its product as uncharacterized. Gene Ontology annotation, cellular component: microtubule plus-end; centrosome; spindle pole body. The record is from RefSeq and is a predicted model, not a curated record. The annotation marks the transcript as partial. Gene Ontology annotation, molecular function: microtubule plus end polymerase activity; microtubule plus-end binding. NCBI's taxonomy places the organism in Eukaryota, Fungi, Ascomycota, Dothideomycetes, Mytilinidiales, Mytilinidiaceae. The transcript has 2 exons. Gene Ontology annotation, biological process: establishment or maintenance of microtubule cytoskeleton polarity; microtubule polymerization; mitotic spindle organization.
AGCCUCACUGCUUUGCGUCGAGAUUGCUUUAUAGCACCACCACAGUUGCCUCUCAUCGUCUCCAAGAAGCCCCGACUCCACGGGCCCUCCGCCCAGUAGCCCCCAAUCGAAGAAGUCCACACGUAAAUUCACCAUGGCAGACGCCGAGCCUGAAGACUUCAGCGCCCUUCCGCUACCAGACCGCUUCACCCACAAGAACUGGAAAGUUCGGAAAGAAGGAUAUGAAGCCGCUGCCAAAGAGUUUGAUAUCGCCCAGAGCGAAGCCGAUCCUCUGGUCAGACAGUUCAUUCAAGAUUCUGGAAUAUGGAAAGGCGUGGUAGCCGACUCCAACGUGGCCGCACAGCAGGAAGGCUUAGGCGCAUAUUGCUCAUUUCUACAGAUUGCUGGAGAAAAAGGCUGCACGCG